This is a messenger RNA of Sinocyclocheilus anshuiensis, 3271 nucleotides long. RefSeq names its product kelch domain-containing protein 8B-like. Lineage: Eukaryota; Metazoa; Chordata; Actinopteri; Cypriniformes; Cyprinidae. The record is from RefSeq and is a predicted model, not a curated record. The transcript has 5 exons. Gene Ontology annotation, molecular function: protein binding. Gene Ontology annotation, biological process: mitotic nuclear division; mitotic cytokinetic process; nuclear chromosome segregation. Gene Ontology annotation, cellular component: intercellular bridge; cellularization cleavage furrow; midbody. Bases 1472 to 2434 code for a protein of 320 amino acids.
GUGGAUUAAAGUCUACAGCAAGGAAACUAGAGCUUAAACAGCUGGGAUUUUUCCUAUGUUCCUGACAUCUGUAGGAAAUUAGACCUGGGCGUCUGUCUUUUCUCUUUACAUGGACGAAAAGCCAAGGAAAGUGUACUAAAAGCUGACUGACAGGAUUAAUUUUACUUACAAAACUGCCCCUUUAUCUUUAAACCCAAAGAAGAGCUUGAUGGUGUCAUAUGAUAUGGACUAAUUGUACUCGGUGAGAGCGCCCAGCGGCAGCACUUUUGCUCCAGAUGAAACUGAUGUUUUUCUGCAUAAUUUUUAGUCAGUCUGGAGCCGUUAGCCCUCCUGCACUGUGUGUCGUAGCAUGUGGCUUGGGCUCAACAUCCACAGCAUCUUAAUUACACAGCCAAACCGAUUUAGACCACGGAGGAAGCAUCUCUACAUCUGGAGAUACGCUGCCAUUUUUUAGAGGGAUGCACAGAGACAUCUGAUCUGCUUUCCUCACGUUUUUUGUUCUCUUUACCUAUGCGAUUUCCUAAAAGAAGCGCAAGAGAUCCCACUCUCUUUCACACGUGCACCUAGUAAGUUUUUGAGUGUAACGUCUGUAACCUUUCUAGUGCUUCUUUUUCUCUCCUCCACUGACAUCCCAUUCACACAUCCAGCCAUAAUGAAGCCUUUAAUUAAUGAGGCACAGGUUCAAAUUAGCCUGCUUCAGUGACUAUCCAGGGCCGCUGGUCCCUGCAGACGCAGUGACCUUUGGAGAGGUCCAGACUGCUGCUCUGUGGCCAAACACCUUCACACACACACACACACACACACACACGUACAUCUACCCUUGAGCCCCUGGCAGUAAAUAGUGAAUGGUAAAUGUCAGCGCUCUGGCCAUUGAAUUAUACGGUUUAUUUGAAUAAGUGUAAGAGCGGAUCAGAUGAGCACCACAAGCUCCACCAACAGCUUGCCUCCGUCCACACAUCAGCUUUCGGCAAGCUGGGAAUUUUCUCUUUGAUUAGCGAGAUUAUAUUGUCUUUUAUCUUGUGCUUGCUCUGUUACUGUCUCUCUUUUCCUGUUCCUUGCAGCGGCAGUCAUGAGGGUCGCACCGACACAUUUGGCAGGACAACAGAGCGGCAUUCCACGUGGAUAAAUUAGUUUAUUUCGUGUCGGGGUUACACAUUCUUGCCAUAUAUUUUUACAACUGCACGGCUCGUGGAACACGACAGGAAAGACUUAAAAGGGCCUGAUGCACCUUUUAAGAGCAGCAACAAAAAUGAAUAAAUCAUCAAGAGGGAGUGAGGGCUAGUUCUUCACAGACAGCGCUGAAGGAAACGCUCUUCUCCCUCUACCAGCGAGAGAGGUCUCUGGCAGACUGACAGUUGCAGCCUCUCUAGCCUGGUGGAUCGUUGAUGCAUUUGCCUUGAGUUUCGCGUUCCUCGGCCCUCCCCCUCCGUGCCUGUGUCAUGCUCUGUUGCUGGCGUGCCGUCCUGGAGCCAUGCCCAUCCCCGAGAUGGCUUUGAGCCCGGUGAAGUCUCUGUACUGGGAGGUGUUCCCCUCCAUGGCCACGCAGCGUGUGUACUGCACGCCUGUGCUCUGGGCCGGACGCCUCUAUGUGCUGGGGGGCUGCAGCGAGAACGGCCUCCCUCUGGACUCAGCCGAGGUGCUGGAUCUGGAGAGCCAGCGCUGGUGCGAGCUGCCCUCUCUCCCCACCGCACGGGCCGGGGCGUCUGCCGUGGUUGUCGGAGACCAGCUGAUGGUCAUGGGAGGCAUGGAUGCACAGCAGAGCCCGCUGGCCUCGGUGGAAGUGUAUCACCCUGAUGAGGGCAAGUGGGAGAGGAAGACGGGACUGGGGCAGCCCUCCAUGGGGAUCACCACACUGGAGAAAGAUGGCAAGGUGUAUGCGCUGGGUGGGAUGGGAGCUGACACGACCCCUCAGGCCUCAGUGAGGCUGUAUGAGCCAACAAAGGACCAGUGGUUGCCCCUCACCUCCAUGCCCACCCCACGCUACGGAGCCUUCUCCUUGCUGCACGGUAACAAGAUCUAUGUUCUAGGUGGGCGUCAGGGCAAGCUGCCAGUGACCGCAUUUGAGGCCUUCGACCUUGAGAUGAAGAGCUGGACGCGGUACCCGUGCAUCCCGAGCCGCAGAGCGUUCUCCUCAUGUGUGUGGUUGAAGGCCACGCGGAGCUGUCGCAUGAGAGAGAAGCGGGCGGACUUCGUAGCUGGCUGUCUCGGUGGAUGGGUCAUCGCUGCGGGGGGACUCGGUAACCAGCCGUCCCCGCUGGCGUCAGUGGAGCGUUAUAACCAACUGAAGAGGAGAUGGGAACCCGUGGCCCCGUUACCCAGCCCUCGCUGCUCCUGUGCCUCCAUUCAGACCCCAAACAUGCUGUUCCUCAUCGGAGGGGUGUCCCAGGGUCCCAGCAACGCCGUGGAAGCCCUCUGUUUGAAAGAGACCGUCUGACACACACAUACACACACUAAUGAACAACUACACAAAUCCUCACAUGCUGUACUUUCCGGAGUGUAAGCUCUGCAAACACACACACACGCAUACUGACGUCAAGCUGACGUGUGUGUCUCUGACAUAUAUUCACAGACUUUCCCCUCAGAGGACGCAUCAGCUUUAUACUUUGAAUAGUGGAGACAAUCUACUGGAGCUUGGACAGCGUUCCACACCUCUGGACAGAAGAGUUUUGGACUGGAGAUCUAAGACAAGCAAAAAAUACUUAAAUAUAUCAUUCAUCUAACUAUACUAAAUAUAGUAAAUAUAUUUAUGAAUAUAUAUAUAAUUAUAGCUAUAUUAAUAUAUAUAGAUAAAUGUGCAGACCUACACGAACAGACACACGCAACACUCCAGGCGCCUUUGAACCUUACAGCAUUUUUCAGUAUCAAAGCAGGGUAAUUUUCUGGCAAACUAAAGAGGAACUUAGGGCCAUAUCCACCACGCUGCCACAGCACCCGUCUGAGGUAGCAUGUUUAGCACUUUUUGUAUUAUUGACAAACAGAGGAUGUUCUGCGCGAGAUUUCAGAAAUGGGAGGCAGAUGCGUGUGCGUGUGUGUUUUUGUACCUUCACAGCCAUGCACGUAUGAAAUUGAGAAUCGUUAUGCGUGGAAAGAGCAACUCUUAUAACGGCAAAUCACUGAUGCCUCACUGUAGCAUGAGACAGGGGAGAUGGAGGAGAACUUGGUUCAUCUAGCCGGUUAAUUAAAGGAAUGUUCUGGGUUCAAAACAGGUUUAGCUUGAAAGUAUCUGUGAUAUACUGUCGAUUAGCACAGAUGAUCAUUUGAAUGUGUCCCU